This is a messenger RNA of Arthroderma uncinatum, 255 nucleotides long. RefSeq lists its product as uncharacterized. The transcript is spliced from 3 exons. Lineage: Eukaryota; Fungi; Ascomycota; Eurotiomycetes; Onygenales; Arthrodermataceae. The coding region runs from base 1 to 255 and encodes 84 amino acids. Gene Ontology annotation, cellular component: nucleus; cytosol. Gene Ontology annotation, molecular function: transcription corepressor activity. The record is from RefSeq and is a predicted model, not a curated record. Gene Ontology annotation, biological process: cellular heat acclimation.
AUGAGCGCUUCAAACCGAAACUCUACCCACGUCGCAUCCCCCAACACCGAUCAACAGGGUUCGCAGAAGGGGUCGACGGACGAGAACAGCGCUCAACAGCUUGUGACUGCAGUCGACGAGCUGCUGGAUCAGCUACAAAACCGGUUCGAAAAUGUUUCAUCGGAGAUACUAGGCAAAUUGGAUGACAUGUCACGGCGGAUUGACGAACUGGAGACUUCGAUUGCUUCCUCCCGUGAAUCGACCCAGUCUACCUGA